AUGACAAGUUACUUUGGAAAUAUCUUUGAUGAACCCCUCAAAAAGCUUACUGAUUCUUUCCAGUCCCUGAAAGAACAUAUAUCAGGCUAUCAUCCUUUGGACGACAAACGGGUACCGGAUGUCAACAUUCUUCUACUUGGUCAAGUAGGAGCUGGAAAAUCAAGCUUUUUCAACACAAUCAACUCCAUUUUUCGCGGAGAAAUUACAUCACGCGCAUGUACAGGAAGUUCAGAGCACAGCUUAACAAGAGCAUUUCGGAAGUACAGAAUUCGGGACCCGGCUUCGGGACAGUUUCUUAAGUUAAGGCUAUGUGACACUCGUGGUCUUGAAGAGGGUCUUGGAGUGAAGACACAGGACAUUGCCUGUAUUUUAGACGGAAACCUGCCAGAACAUUAUCAGUUUAAUCCAACCUUACAUGCAACACCCAAAUUACCAGGGUUUGUAAAGAAUCCCUUGCUGAAGGACAAAAUCCAUUGCGUGGCUUUUGUGAUAGAUGCCAGUACCGUUGACGUCAUGAAUGAUGCAGUUCACCGUUACAUCAAGGAAAUUCAAAGCUUAAUUGUCGAAAGGGGCAUUCCACAAGCAAUCUAUCUCACAAAGCUCGAUAAGAUUUGCCCUGAUGUAGAUGAUGACGUCAAGAAGAUCUUCACAAGCAAUACUUGCAAACAGGCGGUAGAUACGGUCGCUGACGUCAUUGGUGUUCCGAGAUCACACGUUUUCCCUGUGAAGAACUAUGAGAAGGAAACAAGUUUACAUAUUCCUAUCAAUAUUCUGGCACUCUCAGCACUUCGUCAGACGCUUGUGUUUGCAGAUGACUAUCUAGAGGAUCAGAGCGAAAUUGGAGAUUGGUCUCUAUAA
Saccostrea echinata is the source of this 858-nucleotide messenger RNA. RefSeq names its product interferon-induced protein 44-like. The coding region runs from base 1 to 858 and encodes 285 amino acids. The transcript is spliced from 5 exons. Lineage: Eukaryota; Metazoa; Mollusca; Bivalvia; Ostreida; Ostreidae. The record is from RefSeq and is a predicted model, not a curated record.